AGUGUUACCGGAAACAAAACACAAGCUGAGGUGUUCUUAAAUGUAUUCACUUGUCAUUUGUCAUUAAAAUACUACAUAUCUUCGAGUGACGUCAAACAGUACUCAAGGAUGAAUGUGAACCAGGGCCAGGGGACAGUGGGGAGCGACCCAGUGAUUCUGGCCACCGCUGGAUAUGACCACACAGUGCGGUUCUGGCAGGCCCACAGCGGCAUCUGUACCAGGACUGUCCAGCACCAGGACUCCCAGGUGAACUCCCUUGAAGUAACUCCUGACAGAAGUAUGAUUGCAGCUGCAGGUUAUCAACACAUUCGUAUGUAUGAUUUAAACUCUAACAACCCAAACCCGGUAAUAAACUAUGAUGGCGUCAGUAAGAACAUCACAUCAGUGGGCUUCCAUGAGGACGGACGCUGGAUGUACACAGGAGGAGAGGACUGCAUGGCUCGUAUCUGGGACCUGAGGUCGCGGAACCUGCAGUGCCAAAGGAUCUUUCAGGUCAAUGCGCCCAUCAACUGUGUGUGUCUUCAUCCCAACCAGGCUGAAUUGAUCGUGGGAGACCAGAGUGGUGUGAUCCAUAUCUGGGAUUUGAAGACGGACCACAACGAGCAGCUCAUUCCUGAACCAGAUGUUUCCAUUAACUCGGUCCACAUCGACCCUGACGCCAGCUACAUGGCCGCAGUCAACAGCUCAGGAAACUGUUACGUGUGGAACCUGGCUGGAGGGAUGGGUGAUGAGGUCACACAGCUUAUCCCCAAAACCAAGAUUCCCGCUCAUAAGCGCUACUCCCUCCGCUGCAAAUUCAGCCCUGAUUCCACGCUGUUGGCGACCUGCUCGGCGGACCAGACGUGUAAGAUCUGGAGGACGUCUAACUUCUCUUUGAUGACGGAACUGAGCAUUAAGAGCAACAACCCUGGAGAGACGUCCCGGGGAUGGAUGUGGGACUGCGCCUUCUCUGGGGACUCCCAGUACAUCGUCACUGCCUCCUCUGACAACCUGGCACGACUGUGGUGUGUGGAGACUGGUGAGAUCAAGAGGGAAUACAGCGGUCAUCAAAAGGCAGUGGUGUGUCUGGCCUUCAACGAUAGCGUGCUGGGCUAAGCAGACGACAGCAGUGGAUCACAAGAAGCUACACUAUUCUGUGACUGUAUAGAAACCUCCACACACCUGCCUGUCUCUGUCUCACAACGUCUGCUUCACGAAAGCUUAUUAAGAUUAGGAGCAGACUUAUUAGGAGCAGAAAGAGGGGACAGGCUGUAUCGUAUUUCCCAGAAGGAUCCCAACACAGGUUUCCUGGCCAGGGAACAAAAUGGGCCACAGCUGUAAUGAAUUUCAAUCAAAGGUGAAAUGUCAAAGUGAGAUCUUUAAUAUAGUCUGAUGAAUAACCAUAAAGGACUGUGUCCCAGGUGUGACUGACUGUAAAGCAUCUGAUGGAUUCCAAUAAAGACUUUCUGGUCUAAC
Molecule: messenger RNA, 1455 nt
Organism: Esox lucius (northern pike)
Lineage: Eukaryota; Metazoa; Chordata; Actinopteri; Esociformes; Esocidae
Gene: mlst8
Product: MTOR associated protein, LST8 homolog (S. cerevisiae)
Biological process (GO): regulation of actin cytoskeleton organization; TOR signaling
Cellular component (GO): TORC2 complex; TORC1 complex
Molecular function (GO): protein binding
Source: RefSeq, marked provisional